Lontra canadensis (Northern American river otter) is the source of this 2150-nucleotide messenger RNA. It is a transcript of the gene HHATL, whose product is annotated as hedgehog acyltransferase like. Gene Ontology annotation, molecular function: acyltransferase activity. Lineage: Eukaryota; Metazoa; Chordata; Mammalia; Carnivora; Mustelidae. Gene Ontology annotation, biological process: negative regulation of N-terminal protein palmitoylation. Gene Ontology annotation, cellular component: endoplasmic reticulum. The coding region runs from base 285 to 2012 and encodes 575 amino acids. The transcript is spliced from 11 exons. The record is from RefSeq and is a predicted model, not a curated record.
CCUGUGGCCAGCAGCUCUGCAGCGCUCGGCUCUGCUCCACUCUGCUUAGCUCCGCUCCACUCCAGGAAGGCCACCUCCUCCCUGCCCUCCUCCACCCUCCUCCUGCUGUCACCACUCACCGCUCAUAGCCUUGAAGGGGUGGGGACCCCAGGCCUGGACACACCCCACUGUGGCCCCAGAGCCUAGCUGGUCGGACGGACGCACGGUUGGACGCAGGACCCCGGAGCCCCGAGGUGGGCAGUGUGCCAGGGUCCCUCACAGCCUCCUCAAGCGCCACCCAGGCUAUGGGCAUCAAGACAGCGUUGCCUGCGGCGGAGCUGGGCUUAUACUCCCUGGUGCUGAGUGGGGCUCUGGCCUAUGCUGGUCGGGGCCUCCUUGAAGCUUCACAAGAUGGGGCCCACCGGAAGGCCUUCCGGGAGUCUGUGCGACCUGGCUGGGAGUACAUUGGCCGGAAGAUGGACGUGGCUGACUUCGAGUGGGUGAUGUGGUUCACCUCCUUCCGCAACGUCAUCGUCUUCGCCCUUUCUGGACACGUGCUAUUUGCUAAACUCUGCACAAUGGUUGCCCCCCAGCUCCGUUCCUGGAUGUAUGCCGUGUAUGGGGCCCUGGCUGUGCUGGGCACAAUGGGCCCUUGGUACCUGCUGCUACUGCUUGGCCACUGUGUCAGCCUCUACUUGGCCUCACUCUUGGGCCAACCCUGGCUCUGUCUUGGCCUCAGCCUGGCCAGCCUUGCCUCCUUCAAGCUGGAUCCCCUAAUCUCCUGGCAGAGCGGGUUGGUAACAGGCACUUUUGAUCUUCAAGAGGUGCUGUUUCACGGGGGCAGUGGUUUCACAGUACUGCGUUGUGCCAGCUUCGCGCUGGAGAGCUGUGCCCACCCUGACCGCCGCUACUCCCUAGCUGACCUGCUCAAGUACAACUUCUACCUGCCUUUCUUCUUCUUUGGGCCCAUCAUGACCUUUGAUCGCUUCCACACCCAGAUGAGCCAGGUGGAGCCGGUGAGGCGCGAGGGUGAGCUGUGGUGCAUCCGGGCCCAGGCCGGCCUCAGCGUCGUGGCCAUCAUGGCCGUGGACAUCUUCUUCCACUUCUUCUACAUCCUCACCAUCCCCAGUGACCUCAAGUUUGCCAACCGCCUCCCGGACAGCGCCCUCGCUGGCUUGGCCUACUCAAACCUGGUGUACGACUGGGUGAAGGCUGCCGUCCUCUUCGGCGUGGUCAACACCGUGGCGCGCCUUGACCACUUGGACCCACCUCAGGCUCCCAAGUGCAUCACAGCGCUCUAUGUCUUCGCUGAAACGCACUUUGACCGUGGCAUCAACGACUGGCUUUGCAAGUACGUGUAUGACCACAUUGGUGGGGAGCACUCCGAGGUGAUCCCAGAGCUGGGGGCCACUGUGGCCACAUUUGCCAUCACUACUCUGUGGCUUGGACCUUGUGAUAUCGUUUACCUAUGGUCAUUCCUGAACUGCUUUGGCCUCAACUUUGAGCUCUGGGCGCAGAAGCUGGCAGAGUGGGGGCCUCUAGCACAAAUUGAGGUGAGUGGGAAAUGUUGGGGGCAGGGUUUGGCUGAGUCACUGGAGGGGGUGGCAUUGCUGCUCUCUGGGAUCUUCCAGCCACAUGUGGAGUUUCUGAAGAGUUCUCAGUCCAGAACUUUCUCACCACGACUUCCUGGCUAUCAGGGCAAUGGCUCCCCCUGUGGGUAUCUAGCACCCCUUUCUGUGGAGUGUGGACACCUGGGCCAGGCUGGGUGGUCAGUAUUCCCAUCUUUAACAAUGAGGGAGGGCUGCCCUGGGGACUCUCAGGGACCCAAGCUCAACCCCAGGACCUGGGGUAGCCAUGAGGGCAGGGUCUCUGACCCACCGUGUCCUCUUUCCCCUGGCCCUCUUGCCGAUGCCUUCCUGAACUGGGCAGGCUUCUCUGUCGGAGCAGAUGUCUCGCAGGGUCCGAGCUCUCUUUGGGGCCGUGAACUUCUGGGCCAUCAUCAUGUACAACCUUGUAAGCCUGAACAGCCUUGAGUUCACAGAGCUGGUCGCCAGGCGCCUGCUACUCACAGGCUUCCCCCAGACUACUCUGGCUGUCCUGUUCGUCACCUACUGUGGUGUCCAGCUAGUGAAGGAACGAGAGCGAACCCUGGCGCUAGAAGAGGAGCAGAC